Molecule: messenger RNA, 915 nt
Organism: Acanthocheilonema viteae
Lineage: Eukaryota; Metazoa; Nematoda; Chromadorea; Rhabditida; Onchocercidae
Source: the annotation of a GenBank genome assembly
AUGCCGGAAAAUGUUCAUUGGAAAACGGAUGAUAAUAGCAUAACAUUAUGGUGGGAUCCACCAUUAACAGCUGAUGAAAUUUUGGUUCGUGGUUAUACAAUAUCGUAUGGUAUCGGAGCACCAAAUCAACGUGUAAUCAUUGAAGGAGCUAAUACCAAUUCUUUCACAAUUAAUAAACUUAAAUCAAACACAACAUAUGUUUUUGCGUUAACAGCAUACAAUGAAGCGGAUGGUGAAGAUUCGGAAAAAGUUCUUUUCACUGCUACCACUGAAGUUGGAAAGAAUUCAGAUGAACAAUUAAUCGAUUUGCAAGCACCAACAAAUAUUCAAGCAAAAUCUAUUUCACCAACUGAAAUUGCAAUACAAUGGACUGAUCCAAAUGUUCAUAUUUAUUACAAUCAUCCGUCUGAAAUAAUUAAAUCAUUAUUUCGAAAACGAAAAUAUGUAAUACAAUACGGUGAAUAUCAAUCGUUGAAUUUAGAAAAAGUAACAUCAACAGUAUCAUAUGUGCUUCUUAACAAUUUGCAACCAGCAACAGACUACGUAAUUAUCAUUAAAGUAAUUUUACCAAAUGGGAUCGAAUCAGCAUGGACUAUUAGAGAAGUUAUUCGAACACCAUCAAAUGUGACAUUAAUGAAUGGAUCAGAGCUGUUUGAACUUCGAUUCGGUUUUGAGCAAUCGGAAAAAUGUUUUUUCUAUUCCGAUCCAACAGCUCCACUCCAAUGGAAAAUGAUUGAAGGGAAAAGUAACCGUGCACUAAAAAAUCGAUUGGGAAUAAUCACAGUUGGAUUAUUACGCAAAGCAGAGAAUUACAAUGCUGGCAACAGUUUACUGAUAGGAAAAUUAGAAGAAGUGCCAAAAGAGCAAUGGAACCACUUGCUCAUGGAUUUUAUCAAUUCAUAUGAUCUAUUUAAG